Molecule: messenger RNA, 22930 nt
Organism: Porites lobata
Lineage: Eukaryota; Metazoa; Cnidaria; Anthozoa; Scleractinia; Poritidae
Source: the annotation of a GenBank genome assembly
AUGGGGUACAUUUUAGUGCAGUGAAAAGCACUCGACGACUCACUGUCAUCUACCUUUGUUUUACUGAAAUAUGUUGGGUUUAAUUAGCUUUUUAAGAACUUGCCAAUUUUUUUCUUAUUAUCACCUAUGGACAAAACUUUGAUUGAAAUUCCAUUCCGUGUACAGUAUUAGUACACCACUGACUAUAACAUAACUUUAAGGAUGCGUUCCAUUGGGAAAUCUGGAUUUAGAUUUCGAAAUCCUGAUUUUCGAUUAGGAAUAAAACACAUGAAAUCCAAUAACGGAUAUCAAGACCGAGAUAUCUGUCCUUGAAUUUCCCUUCCUUCCUUCGUUCCUUUCUUUCUUUUUUUUUUUUUUUUUUUGUGAGUGUGAGGCUGUUGGGGAUGUAGGCGAGGGGAAAAUCCGAGUGUUGUUGUGAACAGCGGUCCUCCACGCGCAGGCUUAAUUAACAGAAAGAAAACAGAUAAGGGGUAUGCAAAUCCUUUUUUUCUAGUUUCCUAAUAAAACAAAGAAGAAGGAAAUCCAAAAAAAUAGAGGGUUGUAAUUCUUAAUUGAAAUCCACCUUCUUAAUUUAAGAACGGAUUUCGGUUUUUUUAUUUGUGAAGAGGACUGGGUAAGAAUGCCUAAAAUCGAUAGGAAUCGAAAAAGUAGACCGUUUCCCUGACAAUGGUAGUCUCCUUUGCAGUCCUUCCUUGGGUCGUCACGUACCCAACGCUCUUCCCACAGGAGCGUUGUGUGACGACACUUAAAACGGCUGCGCAGGAGAUAUCACACCAGUUCACUUAUCACGUGAUAGAGAUCUUUAGAUUUGAGGACGAGGAGGAAUACAAGUUAAGGACGAGAUUCAACUUAAAGUUUUGCCGUAUAAUCUCAAAAAAUAUACACCCCAGACAAUACAGACGCUGCAAGUCAGCACUGUUAUUCAGUUUAUCAAAGGAGGCUAAACCUUUUCCCGAUCCCAAAAUAAUGAAUGAGCUUCAAACUGUUGAAAACUUCUAGCUUUUCCUCACUGCGACUGUUUUUGAUUAAACUCAAAGUAGAUGGGUACUCUCUCUCUCUCUCUCUCUCCCUCUCUCUCUCUCCCUCUCCCCCCCUUCCUCUCCCUCCCCCUCUCUCUCCCCCUCUCCCUCCCUCUCUCUUGCCUCGAAGUUGAGUUAGAAUGACGACGGCUAGCGAUCACGUUUUCCAACCAAAUUUCGUGCAAAUCACUUAAGAUUGUACCUGUGGAUUGAUGAUGCCUUAAGUACUGGGGGAUGGAGGCGGUUAGUCAUAAAUCGGGAUAGGGUACCCAAAAAUAAAUAUUCAACUAUCACAGUCCAUGGCUGCCACUGUCCUUCCACUGUCCGAGUGAUAUGGCUGUACGCAUGCAUAAGGUACCGGCUAUACGGCGGACUUGGUAGUGUGCUUUAGUGCUGAAAUUGGUAUAUCUAUAUAUGUACUUGGUGUAAAAGAAACAUGUAUUAAGAAGACCCGUUGAAACCAUUUUCAAUAAUUGUUAUCAGGUGUCAGUUUCAUUUCUGGGCCUUAAAAAGAGUUUUAAUUUGAAUUAGUUCCUCUACACGAUGGUCAGGUCAGUGAGGAACCUUUUCGACAAACAAUUAUCCAAACCCUUCACCAUCCCCACGGUCCCCACGCUCGCGUAGACGAUUUUAUUUAGACAAACGGGUGUUUCAAAUUAAGUUCCCUGCUUCGUUGUCUUUUAUGUUUUUCCCGGGGGGAGGUACUCCUGUAUAUGGGCUAGAGAGUUAUGUUCCGCUCGAUAGGGUAGGGUAGCGUUUUUGAGGGUCUCCAUCCUAAAAACAGGGUAUCAUUCUUGCCCUUGUUUGCGUUGUGCUCCCUUUGUGAUUCUUAGAGAGUUAUAGGGUACCAUUUCUAUAUCAGCUAAGAUUCAAGUGCGUAAAUGCUCAGCUAGACUAGAAACAAAUCAUCUGUUAACAGUGGACUUUACCUUAGAAUAUUGGAAAGAGAUUAAAAUAAAGAAGAUUUUUGUGUUUCCACUGAUUUCUUAGUUUUUGCUUUUCCCUUUGAAUCGAGACUCAUUUUUCAGGUUUGGUUCUUAAAUACUGUAGGGUAUCAGUUUUCGUUCGUCAUAUCCGUAAACAGGGCCAGGUUUUAAGACUCUGGGCGGCCCACCUAUCCGAAAUUUAUGGGAAUACCCCCCGGGGAAGACUACAAGUCUAACAAAACAGAUGUUCAUUGUUUCGUAUCAAUGCAAGGGGUCUCAAGGUAAUAUCUGUUCAUUAGCGAACAAUCUACAGUAGUAUACUUUGCGCUCGUACGCUUCAAUCGCAAAGAUACUUUGGCCUCGGUGUCACAGCGGUACCAAUUUGUUUGGUUUGCUGUUUUUCUACUAUGUUGAUGUGUGCGUCUAUAGGGAAUAACUCUGUAAAGUAUAAGCUUUACAGUAUUAAAUUGCACUAUCCAGCACUAGAAAUGAUCACAAGCAAAGGCGAGGUAAUAGAAAUCUAGAAAGUGCUAGGUUACUUCGCCCAACGCAUGGUUGCCUGUUCUAAUUUAAAGGGACAGUGUCCCGAUUAUGCGCACGCGCGAGCGUCAUCUGUUUUUUCUUCAAAAGACAAUAGAACUGUCAUAUUGACUUGACAAGAUUUCCUUCCGGACCGCACCGCCGACGGAGAUUUGUUGUUUAUAUUCUCAAGUAAUAUUUUAGAAUUUAGAAUUUCAAAGAAGUCUUUCGUCUUAUAUAAAAAUUUGGCUCGCGGUUCGAAGACCUAUCGCGAUUUUAUCGCUAGCUGGGCCGCCUCGCGACCCGAAAAUCUCGUUCCGCUCGCUUUAAAUACAGAUUUCCUAACUUGAAACUCGUGUCAGAGGUCAGUUGUUCCAAGUCUAGUAAUAUCUGCCUGAUUUGCUCGCGUUCUAGCCUCAAACGUUUGAAAGACAUAAAUAAAAAUGCAAUCUCAACGCUAUGAAUCAUCAGAAAGGUUAGUCAAAAAUUACAUUAUGAUUUCAUGACACUAGUUUUUCUAAACAUGUAGCGCCUCUUUGUUUGAUUUUGUCGGCCGUUAGGGAGAUUCAUUUUAAAAAGUUUACAAACGCGUCGUUGCAAAACAUUCUGCUUCACGAAGCUCCCCUCCACAAGAUCUCCACAGUCACAUCAAUGUCUCAAUGGUUUCUUUCUUACAGUCUUUAUUGUUGCCGUUUCAUUUCUGCGUAUUCCUUUCACAAUUAUCUGAGCUUGUAUGGAAGCUAGCAGAAGAAAUAAACCUUCAAUCAGCAUCAAAGUGCCUCCAAUCUUUUGGUCCUCCGGCCAACGGCAAUAAAAGUAACGCCAAAAAAUCCAGAUUUUGCCCAAAUCGAAACUUAACAGGAACAAUAUAUCAUUGAUCUGUAAUCCUGAGAAGUUUUAGUGUCGUAUUGAACCCGGUCAAGAGCGAUGCAAACGGAUUUUUCAAGGUUCUCUUACUCUCCUCGCAUCUUUUGAUUUCUCGACAUCCUGUCCAAAAAUCAAAGUUUGGUGCAUGCGCAGUAACGGGAUACUGUUCCUUUAAGGACGAUGAUCACAGGUGUGAAUAAGUAAUGAAUGCCAUGAUCAGUUAAAAAUUAGGUUUUUUGCCACCAACAAACAAUUGGUGUCUCCAUGACAACAAUAAAGUAGCAACCCAAACAAAGUGAACUUUUAGACAUCCCACCACAAUAUCUAAUUGCAUGCAAAAUUUGAGGGAGGGGGGGGGGAUUUUUCAUUUCCCACUUUGUUUGACUGUUACAGAGAAUUGCUCUUAAGUUACUUAUCAUUAAGUUAAGGAAGUUCAAAUCUAUCAUUAUUUAUUCAAUCUGUCAAAACUUUAUCUCCCGUUUCACUUCUUUUUAAAGUUCUUUUUAUCUGCUCUUUUUUUGUUAUUACAUCUUCAGAGAGGGUUCUUAUUUUAAAUUCAUUUCGUUCCUCUUCAGAAAGUUCUUUACGCAUAAUCGAUAAGAAAACAUUCCUCUCAGCGAAAUUCAUGGUAUCCAUCGUCACUUCUGUGAGGAUGGAUAAUUGUGCAAUGACGUAACUCGAGUACAUAAGCCUAGUCAAGAUUGUCACCCGUUAGUCAGUCAUAUGCACGCUGCUAUCACGGUCAAGUUCAUCUUGUUUAUAGCAGCGAGCGUAUGACUGACUAACGUGUGAUAAUGACUAGGCUUAUGUACUCGAGUUACAUCUUUGCACAAUUAUCCAUCCUCACAGAAGUGACGAUGGAUACUUAGCACGUGGCGCAACAGAAUUAGCGUCCUCCAGGACAGCCUCUUUCGCAGACGCGCCCGACUGAAAACCAUUGCCAACAUCUCGCGGUGAUUACGGAAGCACGGCCUACUGCGACUGUACGGUAACUCUGCCGACGAAACGGCAGCAGGCCGUGCUGCGGAGAACUUUCCUGGCCCGCUUUUCACUGACACUCUUUGAGAACUGACAACUUUGCAUAUAUUAUUCGGGUUUAUAUAAUGCUUAAUACGUCAUCGCACGGGGCAAUUAACAAUUAUUCCUCGAGCCCGAAUGGGCUAUUGACUCAGAGGCCAUGAGGGCGAGAGGAAUAAUUGUUUUUUAGUAAAAUCCAACUAGUUGGUCAAAAAUAUCGAGACAAAACAGGUUUAGCUAGCAAAACGCGAUUGAGCCGCCAUUGUUUUGGUUUUCAAAGCCGGCGCUUUUCGCUACUGGUGUGCUAUAACAUAUCUGCCUAGUAGUAGCUCAACCAAUCAGAACGCAGCAUUGAUAAUAGACCACUGGUUGGAUUUUACUAAUGAAUAUUACAUGACUGUGAAUACUUAUAUUUUCAACAGAUGAAAGCGAAAAAAGAGGGCUAAUUGACAUAAAAUUUAUGUUAAAGAAAAGUAAUACUGCCACCAUUUUGGAAUAGAAUGUUACCGUGAAAGGGUCUAUUAAAGUUGCAGAAACGUUUGUCUUAAUGGACUAAGACCGAAAAAGGAUAACUCUUUGAUAUGAAUGUUUUACCUUGAACACAAUGUUUUAGUGUGUAUAGCUGAAAUGGAUCCAUAUUAAGACCAAAGAUUGAAACAAUAGGCGACCACGUAAUUCUCUGGUGUUGCAGUAAUUAAAGUAUUGAAUUUAACAGGUAUUCACUAAUACGAAGCUUUGUGUAGAAAACGGAGAAUUUCGCUUUCUUAACAGUUUUGAUAAAUUCGUAAGCUAUAUGGAACUUGCAAAUAAAUGAAGGGACGUCUUUUUGGACUAAUAUGGUUAAAUUUUCAACAGCUGAUCAAGGCGAACAAAGAGGGAUAACUGAUUUACAUAAAUAUUAAAGAAAUGUAAUGUUGCCCUCCUUUUGGAAUAGAAUGUUAUAAUAAAACUCCAUAAACAUUUACCUUUGUGACUUUAUGACAGAAGAUCUAGAAAUACCAAGAACUCUCUUGGAAAUAAUCCAUGCUUAAUUAUUGCAUGUAUAUAUAUAUCUUUAAAUAAGAUUACCCAUACUUUUACGCGGUCUCGACGCGUAGGCUUUCGAUAACGUUUAAAAAGCUGUAUACAAAUGAAUUUAGAAAAGUUUUUUUCGAUCCAAUCAUUUUCUCAGCCGUUGUAAGAACACGGCCGAGGCGGAAAAGUGGCACGCACUGAACUGAUGCAUUCAACUUCCGGAAAUUAAGCUGUCCUCAGUUGUGUCCUUUGUCCACUGCAUACCGUUCUUCUCAAGAUCUAAACUGAGAAUAACAGUUAAAAAAAAAGGGAAAAUGAGCUUGUUUACCAACUAAAUGCGACAAUUACUCAUUUUACAAAUGCAUGAUAAAUAAAUAAAAGUAAACGAAUGAAUAAUUAUGCACCUCCGGCUGUUUCGAUUUUUGGCAUUCUUCUAAGUAUGCACCAAUUAUUCUGCGCCAUCGUGGUCGGUUCGCUGCCCUUGAAGUUGCUGAGUUUAUAGAGUAUAAAGUGAUAUUCUUUGGUAUUUUACGUAUUAAGCUAAAUUUUUCAUUUCGCCUUUUUCAUUUCUCUGUGCUCACAGCUUGUUAUUUCUCCUGGAACAAAGCCAUAGGUGGAAGAAAAUAUCCUCGUGUCAAUUUCUAUUUCCUUAUGGCUUUUCAUUGGUCAGAAACCUCAGAGACGCAAAUAAUUAUCGAUAUACAAAAGCGGCUGCCUGUUGUUUGCGGCCCUAUGCCUUCAACACCCAAGUUGGCAUAACAGAGUGGAGUGAAGAUUUCUUCCACGGAAGUAGGAAAGGAUUUUAUUCAAACGUUCAAAGUGCUUUAUUCGUUAUGUUUUUCGUUCUUAUUGUCCUGUGGACUUCAAUGACGUCGUUCUGUCUAAUUCAAGGGCAAUUCUGCAGUGGAGGUAAGCCUGUUUGUGGGAUGUCUGACUGGCUAGACAGGGAACAUCUUAUUUUCGCGAAAACUGUUUUCAUCUAGUGAUAAAAUAAAAAGAUGACAUUAAUAGAAAUCAACUAUAAUAUUUUGAUUUACAUUAAUUUCGGGUAGUUCGCCAAGUUCAUUGUCUUAAAUAGACCCUACUACGCGAAAUUUUACAGACUUUUGUAUGGUGGGGGGCCCGAACUUGCCCCCAUCAUACAUUAACGUCUGUAAAAUUCGGCGACUUUACAGAGUUAUAUCUUCGUUAGUUUUGGACAAGUCACCUUCAAACUUAAGGCAACUUUCAGUAUUGAUUUCAAGACGUUCUUUCUAGUAGUGUUGACGUAUUUGCGCUAACUAUUGAAGAUGCAGAAACAUUUGUCUUAAUGGACUAAGACCGAAAAAGAGUACCUCCUUGAUAUGAAUAUUUUACCUUGAACUUUAUGUUUUAGAGUGUGUAUAGACAUGGAUCCUUUUUUAUACCAAAGAUUUGAAACAAUAGGCGACCACGUAAUACACCCUCUGUCUGGUGUUGCAGUAAUUAAACUGUCGAAUUUAACAGGUGACUGUUCACUAAAUACAAAGCUUUGUGUAGAAAACGGAGUAUUUGGCUUUCUUAACAGUUUCAAUAAAUUCUUGUAUAUGGAACUUGCAAAAAAAUGAAGUCUAAAAGAGACUUUUUUCUGGACUAAUAUGGUUACGUUUUCAACAUCUGAUCUAGGCAAACGAAGAGGGCUAAUCAAAGAAAGGCGAAAGUUUACCCAUAUUGCUAUGCCGUCUCGUCGCGUAGGCUUUCUGUUGAACUUUUAAAAAGCUGUAUACAAAUGGAUUUAGAAAGGUUUGUUCAGAUCCAAUCAUUUUCUCAGCCGUUGCGAGAACACAGCCGAGGCGGAAGUUCUUUGGUAAUUUAGGCAAGCUAGUUUUCAUUUCCCCUUUUUCAUUUCCCAAUGGGCCUUUGGGGAAAAAACAAAAAACAAAACAAAAAUGCUUGUUAAUUCUCCUGGAGCAAAGCCAGUGGUGAAAGAAAAUAUCGCCGUGUCUAUUAUUUCUAUUUCCUUAUGGCUUUUCAUUGGUCAACAACCUCAGAGACGCAAAUAAUUAUCGAUAUACAGAAGCAGCUACGCUUGUUGUUUGGGGCCCCAUGUCGUUAACAUCCGCCAAGUUGGCAUAACAGAGUGGAGUGAAGAUUUCUGCCACAGUAGUACUAAAGGACAUUUUAUUCAAGCGUUCAAAGUGCUUUAGUCGUUAUGUUUUUCGUUCUUAUUGUCCUGUGGACUUCAAUGACGUCGUUCUGUCUAAUUCAAGGGCAAUUCUGCAGUGGAGGUAAGCCUUGUUUGUGCGGUGCACUAUAUAGCUAGACAGGGAACAUCUUAUAUGCGCAAAAACUGUUUUCAUCUCAGUGAUAAAGUAAAAGACAACAUUAAUAGAACUCAAUUUAGUUGAUGAUUUACAUUAACUUCGCUUAGUUCGCCAAGUUCAUUGUUUUAAAUAGACCCUGCCACGGUUUAGUUUUUUCCAAGUUUUUGUAAAGACCAGUUAGCAAAUAUCCAUUGAUACUUCUGGAAAGAGCGGCGUAAAAUUAGGAAACUUACCAAGUUUAAAUGUACGACAAAGUCGCGAAAUUUUACAAACUUUUGUAUGGUAGGGGGCCCGAACUUGCCCCCAUCAUACAUUAACGUCUGUAAAAUUCGACGACUUUUCAAAGCUAUAUGUCUUCGUUAGUCUUCCACAAAUUACUUUCAAACUAGGCAACUUUAUUGGUUUUAAGGCGUUGUUUAUUGUUUCACUAACUAUUGAAGUUACAGAAAUAUUUGUCUUAAUGGUCUAAGAGCGAAAAAGGAUACCUUCUUGAUAUGAAUAUUUUACCUUGAACUGUUUGUUUUAGUGUGUUUAUAGGCAUGGAUCCUUUCUUAGACCAAAGAUUUGAAACAAUAGGCGACCACGUAAUAUUCUCUCUGUCUGGUGUUGCAGUAAUUAAACUGUCGAAUUUAACAGGUGACUGUUCACUAAAUACAAAGCUUUGUGUAGAAAACGGAUCCUUUUUUAGACCAAAGAUUUGAAACAAUAGGCGACUGCAAAUACCCCGGGGCAAAUACUCAGUCUAUUUGGUUUUGCAUAAAGCAUGGAAAUUAACAGGUGUUCACUAAUACACAGCUUUCUGUAGAAAACGGAGUAUUUGGCUUUCUUAGCAGUUUAAUAAAUUCUUAAGACAUAUGGAACUUGCAAAUAAAUGAAGAGACCUCUUUUUGGACUAAUAUGGCUCGGUCGGUUAAUGCUUAAUUUGCAAUUUCAUGUAAGCCUUUAGCAAGGGGAAAUUAGCCUACUGAAUAAGAUCGUGUUGCGUUCAAGCCGAAUCUAAGAAAAGCUAACUGCAUUUAUUAAACUUAAAAUUAUUAAGAUGUCGUGUGUCUCCAGUGUAAGAAGUCGAAAAUUAAAGAAAACCGUCUGAUAUUUUUUCCCGAAUUUGAUCAUCUGAGAACAAAACAUAACAGGCCAAAACGGAAUUUAUUGACAGCUUAGCUGAGCCUUUGGCUCGACUGUGCGCCCUUACCUUGUUUUUUGUGUCGCUGCAAAACCGUGGCCUCGAUCGAGGAUCAUAUCACAUACAAGGUAAAAAAUAAAUCGUGAAAUCAUUUCAAUAUCCACCUGGCUUAAAGAUUACAGGUUGGCUUUCGGAAUAAUUACUCUCGUUUAUCGAAAAAACAAACAAAAAAAAAUUAUCACGAGUUGUCUCUAGUAAGUGUUUAUGAUAUUAUUUCAACUAGACGAACAAGUUUAAACAAAGAAAGGGCUAACAAACAAGACUUAAUUGAAAGUUAUGUAUUUUAUUAACGUUCAGGAUGGAAUUUCUAUCUUCUAUUAGUAUAUCUACUCGAACGUCUGUUGUACCUUAAAGAAAAGGUGCCACGAAAAUUAAAGCCGCCAAAUUUAGUGACCCAUAUAAAAACCUUUACUUAUUUUAAGUUUUCUGUCUGCUAGGAGUACUUAGCUAAAACUGUGGGCCUAAAAUGAUUGCGAUUACGUCACACCUUGCAAAAUAUUUGUCCGCCCCGUUUCCUAGGCUUAUAACCACGAGUUUUGCAGUUCCUAUACGCAAAUCCGUAGGUAUACUGUGUUUUGUGUUCAAUUUAAAAUUCAGAUCGUUUUUAGGUAUAUAUACACAGUCAGGUACUCUUAGUUGUACCGUAAAACGCCCUGAUGAAGUGUGCGCUAGUCACACGAAAAGCGUAGGGGACAAUAAAACAGUUUUACAACUCAGUGCUGCUCACUGGUUUAUCCUUUUAAAAAUAUUCUUUACAACCUCUUGACAGGCAAUGUAGGAAAGCAGCACAUAGGAAAAGGAUGGAACAAAGCGGAAAUAUUCGAACUUGUUCAAGGGAAGACAUUUUUAUUGCCUAAAGAUCCAUUUGAAAACAUUAAGGCGAUUCUUAUCUGAAAGUUAAUUGGCAGCUCUAUCGAGUUAAAUAGUAAAAUAUGUUCAGUGCCAAAAAAAAAAAUUUUGAACAAUUUAUUUGGGUGUAACAAUUAUUUUUUAAGCGACUCGGGUAUAGUUCAUCGGGGUAGGAAUUUAUCAUCUUGGGGCAUCAAAAACGCUAUCUGGAGUCAUUAUUGUGAACCUGUUGUCGUCUAAUUGUUGCUUUCGCUUUUUGCUUUUGGCGCGGUGUGUUCUGUAGCACCUUGUAAUAAUCGUCGAACUUUGAAAUACCUGUCGCACUUUUUACUUAAAAAUAUGUAGAAAUUUGUAGUAACAGACCUAAACCCACUAAUAAGUACAGUCGACUCCCGAUAACUCGAACCCUCGCUAACUCGAACCUCGCGCUAACUCGAACCUCGCGCUAACUCGAACCAAAAUCGAUUUGCCCUAGUUUUCCGUCAUACAUUCCCUGUAAUUUUACCCUCGCUAACUCGAACCCUCGAUAACUCGAACUCCCGCUAACUCGAACCAAUUUUCGUUUCCCCUCAGGUCAUUUUCUAUAUAAUUUUGCCCUCGAUAACUCGAACCAUGUUCUGAGCCCUUAAAAAGUCGCGAAAAAAAGCCGUCUACUGGCGUCCGAAACAUUGAAUUUUGGAUUUCCUAUUGACGUUUUGUAGGAGUAUAGUUUACUAGUGGAGGCUGAUGUUGAUUGUCACAGGCUAACGUGAAGCAGCUUUACUUCUCAAAACAGUAAAACGCAUGCUCCAUUUAGGCUAUGUUUUGUUACGUUACGUUCUGAUUUAUAAUCUAGAAGUAUCUUUUAAUUUUCACUUGACAUUUCUACAAUUAAAUGUGAUUAAAAUGUUCACGGUGCUCUACAAACUGUUUUUUACCUUACUCUCGGCUAUUUUCUCCGAGCUCUCGUUAACUUGAACUCCCGAUAACUCGAACUUUUUUCGAUUUCCCUUGAAGGUUCGAGUUAUCGGGAGUCGACUGUAUCAUCAUCGAUAACAACAACAAUAAUAAAAUAACCAUAACAAUAACAACAAUAACAAUAACAAUAAUAAAAAUAAGUAAACAUUCCACUGAACGGUUUUCAGCACCCUUUUCUCAAGUGAGGGUGGAGAAAAGUGUUCACAUCAACUGCAGCCUUCCGGCUUCAAGAGCUUUGUAGGGAAGUAGAGCUUUUUCUAUGUGGACGACCUCGAGACCAUGAGAUUGUGUCCCAGUAACAGCGAGAGUCCGUAAUAAUGGGAGUUUGAAUUAGAAUUUAGCUGCUAUCCGUAUUAUCGGGUUGUCCAUAAAAGUAAGGUGUCCCUCUGGCGAAAGGUGAUUGUAUAAGCAAAAUAUUUUGAAAGUUUUACUCGUAGCAUGGGCAAGAUUACCUGCGAGGAUAUGACCAGAUAUAUCGAGAUUUUAGAGGUUAUCGCCAUGAAAAACCACUAUACUAGUCUUACAUAAGACCAAAUUAGUAUAAAAACCACAAACUUCGUGUACAAUGCGGUGCUACGAUCAUUAUCAUAAUCAUCAUCAUCAUCAUCAUCAUCAUCAUCAUCAUCGUUAUUCUAUAGUUACUAUAUUAUCUGACUAAAAAGUUCUUUACCAUAUUUGCCCACGCGGCAUUCAUUUGCCACAAUGACUACUAAUUCUAAUUUUAUAUCAUGAGCGGCUUUGAUAUAAGAUAGGGACUUUAAGAUCCAACGACGCGACGGCGACAAGAAUGUUGCUAAAAAAGUGAAUUUGCCUUCUUUCAGUCUUAAUAGCGAUUAUUCCUAACCACUUACUUGGUCAAAUGUAGGCGAACGCUCCUGAAACUGAAUUUCAAGGGACCAUAUUCAAGCUCCGAAAGAGAAAUAAAAUUUCGUCGUUGCUUGUUUACGUCCUCUAUAAAACGCGAAAUUAGGCAUUUUCACGUCGUAGCCGUGCAAAAACGGGAAAGAAAUGUACAAAAUAGUGUGAUGCACGUGCGAAGUUGUUGUUUUGCUUAUUAAACUUAAUGUAUUUUUGACGUUCUCGUUGUCGUCCGCGUCGUUGGAUCUUAAAGUCCCUAAUAAUCACCAGCGUCAUCAUCUUAAAACAUCCUCGAUAAUACUAGCAAUAAAGCUAUUAUUACUGUUAUUAUUGUUGUUAUUGUUGUCGAUGAUGAUGCUUAUUAUUGGGUUUACUUGUCCCCCGACCAUCCAUUUCAAGUUCAUUACAUUAAGUGCGACAGCUUAUUUUACGACAAAGUGCGACAGAUUUUUUAUUGCAAAGUGCACCAAGUGUUAUUACUAGGUGCGUCAGGUAUAACAAAGUGCGACGAUUAUCACAAAGUGCCACAGAACAUGGUGUAAGAAAAUUAAUGUUAUCAACUUAUUUUGUUGAAUUUCUUCUUCAAAUCAUUCAAAUUUUUAUUUGCUUCUUUUUUUACAUCAUGCUUAAGUUUUUGCAAAAAUUAAUUUUCUUCAAGUGAGUUAUCGUUGGCGUGGGAGUCUCCGGCGAUUCGCAGAAAGCCUCAAUCAACAAUCAGUCUUGAAUUGAAUAUGAGGUCUUGCAUUAAACGUCAAGCCAUUUUCGGUGAGCUCAUUUAUUUCCUAUUUGUCUCAGACAUAUGUCGCCAGAUAGAGUUUGAUCACUCUUUUGAUGGAAAACGCCUGAAAAAUCACGUGAUUCGUACUGCUGAGGUCCAGAGUGAACGAUCCUGUCGGACUUUGUGCUACAUGGAACCAAACUGCGUCAGUUACAACUUUAACAAAGUCACAAGGAAAUGUGAGCUGAAUAAUUCCACCUCAAGAGAAGGAGAGGAAAAUAUGGAGUCGAAUCCAGGUUAUGUAUACUGUGGAGCUAAGGUAUGCAAAGUUUUACAAAUUAUGAAACUUUGUAAAAAAACGAAAUGUUACUUGUUUGGAUCGAGGAUUGUUUGCGAGUGCUGCAAUUAUGGUUCUAUCACUUUCUGAAGUAAUGCAGCCUUGGGGGUCGCUACUGUCAACUUUUUAGAAAACUUAAUGAAAGUUUUCCAAAACAAAUGUAAUUUGAAGACAGGUUUUGCCCGCCUGCAUUAAUUAGUUCUAAUGGAAUGAUUUCUAUGUCCUUGAUCGAAUGAUCUGGAAGGGAGAAGUGUUCUGAAACGGUGGUAGGAUGAUUAAAUUGAUAUAGAUUUCUGGCUUUUUCUAUGGAGCGUCGUUGCUCUCCAAAUCUGUCACUGAACUGGCGUUUAGUUUCGCCGAUGUAUUGCAUGUUACAUUUAUUGCACUGGAUCAUGUAAAUGAGAUUGGAAGCUGAACAGGAAUUGUGGUGUGGGAUGCGUCGUAAUUUCGUUGGUUGAGUAGAAGGUGUGAGACGUGGUUCCAGGGGCGGAUCUAGCGGAGGGUGCGGUGGCUGUGCACCCCCCCUGGGAUGACCUGCGGUUUUCUAACACAAAUGGUAUUCUGCAAAAAAAACCAAAAAACUAUGUGGUUUAUUGGUGUUGAAGUGGAGCAAGAGACGAGUGCACGCCCUCCUAAAAAAAAUCCUGGAUCCGCCCCUGGGUUCCUUCUGUAAUAAAAGGACACUUCUUGCACCUACUUCUGUUACAGCGGAAAGCUCCAUGUGUUUUGGGGGAUGGUCUGCGGUGUUUGGCUCUGACUAGGAUGUCGCGUAGACUCAGUGCAGCGGCGAAAGGAUAGGAUACUUUCAGAGAGCCAUGCUAUAGGGUCAGAACGUCUUAAUUGCUGAGUUAUGAAAUCAGAAUGUCAAAUUCAUUAUCAAAUUCAUAUACGUUCAAAGAAAAUUAUCUAACAAAAAAUUAGCUAAAGUAUUAUAAAAAUUAGGGAUGUCUUAUUUCUUUUCGUGUCCCUAGAACGCUUGUGCAAAUAGGCCUUGCAAGAACAAAGCAACUUGUCAAACCGGUUUUACUGGUAAAGGAUAUCACUGUUUGUGUCCAGUGGGAUUUGAAGGGGAUCAUUGCGAGAACGGUAAGUUAAUUGAAAUCUUUGUCUAGUCCAAAUAUUGUAAAUUGUAGCAAAUAAAUAAGGGGCAAUAUCACAAGAGGUUUCCCAAGUUUUCGCGCAAACUACUGUAUUAUUUACUGUUAGGCGCCCUGAGCGCUUAUCAAAUUUUCCGAUUUUCGUGGGCGCGUAUGUGGUGGGCGCUUGUUCGAGGCUGGGCGCUCAUUAAAUUUUCAUUAUUUUCAGCAGGUAGUAAGUGAAUUUUUUAACAAAACUGUAAAUAAUAAGAGACUUGAAGAUGCACCAGAACAGAAUUUCGACUGUUCAUUGAAAGGUAAUUAAAAGAAAACUCGGUCUUCCGGGAAGUCUCUUUUAGUACCUAUUAAUUCAAUUUCUAUCUCAUUGUCAAUCAGCGAACUCUCUGGUGUUGGCUCGUUGAGAUGUCUCACAGCGUAAUGUCUACAAAUUGGUCAGUUAACGAGAAGCAAAUAGGGCAGUAAAGAAGUAUAAACCAAUACUCUUCUUAUCCACUCAAGUUUUUGUUCGGUCGGGGGGUAGUUAGCUAGAAUUUAUUUUUUCCCCACUACUUUUCUACCUGUCCUCAGUUAUAACCAUUUUAAAGAGUUUUCAUGUCUGUGCUAGUGUAUGGUACAUGAAGACGGAGACAAAAUAAUAUCACUUUUGUGACGGUAUCGUGCACGAAAGUGUCUCUUUGUGAACCACAUUUAGGAUGGGAUUGAUUGGAAGUGGUGGUUUUUAACCUGGCUCGACUGAUUUUUUUUAGGGGGGAUACCUCCCAAGUUUGAGAAUUAACUACGUAGCCAUGAACAAAAGAUAUCGGAAAACGUUUACCACAGCUGUAUUAUAUAAAGAUGAAAAUUUGUUAUGGUUUGUGUUUUAUCUUGACAUCAGAGUUUCAAUGGCAACGUAAUGAGGCCAUUAGGUUUAUUAUUUGCCUAUGUAUUUCUCGGUACCAGGAGUUUUUUUUUCGGAAAUCGGUAAAGGGAGCUUUUACCUCCCUUCGCUGUCUCGAUUAUGGCAGAGUGUGAACAAAUUUUAUGAGACCGUUUUGGAAAUUAAAAAAUAUUUAAUUCGAAAUGAGAUUUAAAGAUCAUAGACAGGCAAUAAACAUGCCAUCGACAUAACUCGCUAAUAUCUAAAGAAAAGAUGAACUCGGAAAAUGGAGUUUCAUCUCAUAGUGGUCUGAUUUUAGUUGAAACUGUGUACGAAAAAAAAGGGGAAUUGCUUUGACCGAUUGCGAGAAAGAAGAAUUUGAUUAGCUUACGUUCAGCUGCUUUGAUACCAUUUUUGUGAGUAAUUUAGUCUACUCCAACAAAUUUCAUGUUAAUUUUGAAACCGCUUGAUAAUUUUUUUUUCAAAAAAAACUUGGCAACGGCUUGUAGCUGCUUUCAACAACCUGAUUUUGAGUCAUUCGUUCUCUUGUUUUCUGCAGUACUGAAGUACUUAGGGUUUUCCUCAGCACCAUGCAUUUCUCGCGAGUUUCUCCCCAUUAAUAUAACCAUCAUACUGACUAUAUAAACUUUCUUUUAUAGACAUAGACGAAUGCGCAAAAAAUACUCACAACUGCGGUGCAAAUGCUUACUGCAAUAAUGCCAAGGGAGGAUACAACUGCACUUGUCAUCCGGGAUAUUAUGGAGAUGGAAAGAAUUGUGAACCAGGUGGGUUAGCAGACUUUGUAUCGACUUGCUAGGUCCUAGAGAAAUUGAGUAAACAGACAAUACCAUGCAUUGCCAGUCCUGGCAAUCCAAAAAACACAAUGUAUUGGCCUGUCAUAUGUUUUAGCGUGGCCUUUUUGUUAUAGAUAGAAUAUGAACGCCAUGUCUGACUGAAGACAGUACGUCUAUACUGUCUAGUUCUUAAACAACAGAGGGUUGAAAAAACAUACCAUUACAUGAGCUUUAAGGUUUUAUUUUUAAACUGGUAAAAGAAUCCUUAAAAAAAGUGCCGAAAGUAAUGAUUAAGAACUUCACAAACCGAACGUGAAUAUUCGUAGUGUUCAUAUGAGAAUACCAACAUUUAUUAUUAUUCAUUCAAAAUAUUUCGACGUUUCUGAUGGUUGGCUCCCCCUCUUCAUAACCAACUGGCGCGCUUACCCGUUGGAAGAUGCGAGCAAUAUACCGUCGAUUUGAUAGCAUAUAAUUAUGUAAUUGCUAAAUAUUCCCGUCGCUGUAGACACUGGUUGCCAUUUUUGAUUGGGAAGAAUAACUAUUUCCCCUUGAAUUAUUGUAUACUGCAUGUUUUACUCAAAAUCUACAUUAAAGCGCUCGGAGCUGCCUAUCAUUUCAGCGUGGAAAAUAUAAUAACGCGCACGGUUAUAAAGAAACUCUAUUUAUUACCGUCCUUCUUUUAUUUUGUAACACAGUUUCAUCGUGUAAAGACCUUUACAACAAGAAAAUGUGAGUAAAGUAUAAGUUCAAUUUUUAGUCCAUUAAAAUCACAAACUUUUUUGGGGGGGACUGUGCAGUAAUUAUAAGGGGGGAGUUGCGGAACAGAAGGAGGUUGUAAAGGCAGAGUGCAGCAAUAUACCAAGAGAGUGUGGAAGGUAUCUAAAUUAUUUAUUGAAACGAUGGGGGUGAUAUCUAGCUAAUUUUCAAAAACAAUUUAUCAAAUUUUCAAGUAUGGAAAAGUAACAUCAGUAUAGCAAAUGUUUGAAAGUUACAUUAUAUGGAAAUUACAAAGGGCAUUACAGCUGAUUAUGCCAUUCUUGGCAAAUUAAUUUGCGUCAAAAAUUGCAUAAAAACUCUCCGUUAACUGCUAUCUCAGCUACUCCAUGAAAGUAGUUGCACAUUAAUUCAGGUAAGCUUUAUUGGCUUAUUUAUAGCUACGGUUGUAAAAAUGGCAAACGUUUCCAAAUCAACGUCCUCAGCUUAAUAGACGCCAUAUAGUUCGGCAGGAUCAUAUUCACCGUCUAUAGCCAUCGCCCCCACUGACAUAAAGAUGAGACACCUUUUCUCUUCCGGUUUCCACAGCCUUCUUUUUUUCUUCUUUCUUCCUUUGACUACUAUCACUUUCUGUUAUCACAUCUGUAAUAGUUUCUGUUUCUUCUGCCGUAAAUAGGCCCUUGUUUGCAUUGUAAUGUGGCUUGGGAUCGGUAAUGAUCUGAGGAAAUACUGUACAGCUACAUGCUGAAUAGACGAUAGUUAAAAUUGUCACUACCCCAUGGAGGAGGGUGUUAUUUAACAGCAUUAAAAAAAAAAGAAAAAAAAAUUAAGAAUGCCACGGUUCAGCGCAUAAAUUUUCCCGAUGACUAUGAUUUUAUUGUCUAUUUUCAAAUCUACUGGAAUAACUCUUCCUUCUGAAUCAACAAAUUGUUUCACGAUUGUUUUAUAAACAAAAUGCACACCACCUCUGGAGGUAAGUUAAUUAGAAGUGUUACUAAAAAUAUUUGAGAAGCCCUAUUCUGAUGACCACAGGUAUUCUACACUGAGUGGGAACAAAAAAGCAAUAAACAUAAACCUGAAAAGAGCACUUGGUUGACUACGCUGGGUAUGAUCACAUACAGACAAAAGAUACAUAUUGCCGGGUUUUCAGUGUCACUCCAACCAAAACAGAUCGAAUUAAAAGUCAAAACUGUUACAUACAGCAUAUAAAAUCCAGAAUCUUGGAAAUGAAAGGAGGUAAAUAUGCAAAGACCCUCGCCAAGAUUCAAGUCAGAGCGAUAUUUCAUAUGUACGAUUUCCGGAGAAAUGUUUUACCCAAAUUUAUAGAGCUUUGUAUGGAGACGUCAUGUUGGUGCCCAUACGGAUUGGCACCAACAUGGCGGCUGCAAAGCAAUAGACACAUCUGUCACUGAGUUUUGCUACGAAAGUCUGCAUUUACCUCUCAAGGAACUCAUAAACAUUAAAGUAAUACUUUUUCUAAUACAUGAACUGUUCAGAUAGCACAAUAGCCCGAAAUAAGUCACCUUUUUAACCUACUUGACAGCUCUCCCCAGGGGCACCCAAUCAAUCUGUUCCUCAAAUUUCUGCUGGCUGGGAGAUGUAGAGGAAAUAAUAUGUCCUUGGAAGGAAAGUGUUGCUAGGAAAAAGACAAAUAAGAGUGUCUGAGGAGAUUUGAUGUCUGCUGUUAUCCUGCUAACCUAGUUCUCCCCCUCCCAGCUCCCCCUCCCCCACUAAAGGGGUGAAGUUAGCCCUUGGGCCUCAACCUUUCUCCUAAUUCCCCCUCCCCACUGAAGGUCGGAAUUUUUCCUUAUGACCAAACCCAAACUGGUCAGUAAUGUUUGGACAUACGUCUGCUGUUAAAAUUUCCGAGUAAGUCAGGUUGCAGGUUGUAGAUGCACCCUCCUGGCUGGGAACUCUUCCACCAGUCUUGCUUGGAGUGAGGAACAGAUAAAUUUUCCCCAGCAAUCUCCCAAAAUGCUUUAAAUGGAUUCAGAAACCUUUAUUCAUGCUUUGUUGUUGCUUUAAGGUCCUAUUCUCCAAAUUUCCCGUUGUCUCUCGGCCGUCAUGUAAAUGCCUCGUCAAGCAUAAGCUUCUAAAUUCAACCAUACAAUGUGUACUCUACCACAAAACCAAAAAUCCUUUCGAAGAAAAAGUUUGUGUGAAUAUUAGUUUUUAGUUGCUCUAGUACGUAUACGCCAUGAAAGUAAAAUCUCAGUACUGCUUGUUUUACAGUUUGAACUUUAGUGACGUCAUGUGAAAGCCAGCAAUAAGAUAAAAUUAAGUUUGAGCAACAUCAUCGGGUCAGUGUUGUCGACACCAUUGCGUUAUAUUUAUUAUUAGCUAGGUUUUCAUUGUCUACUACUUUAAUUUGCGUCCAUACGUACUAUAUACAUUUCUUUCGCGCCACGAACUUGGCUUAAUUGCUUUUGCGUAAUCUUUAUUUGUUUUAGACAUUGCCUACUGAUGAUAUUAUGGACAGAAUUGGCAUUUAAGCUGGAGGCGUUAUAAAAGAAGUCAGAAAAACGUUUUUUAACCUCGACCUUCGGCAAUCUUGCUCUCCCCGCGACAAGGAUCGUUGUGAGCCGGUUUAGUCCUCCAGCUAGUCGUAAACGCACACCUUCUUUGGCUCGUCACGCAAUUAAAGGGUUGCGUGACAAGCCACUAGGACGGCGGGUAGGAGGCUGGUCACUAGGUAGCCACUAGCCGAUCGUUACUAGCGAUCAAUUGGGCACAAUAGUAUAUUCUUGUCCCAGGAUCUCACUUAUUAAGGUAUUUUGUUCCUUGUAGAUCAAAUGAAAGCAAAGCUUACCCACUGAUUUUGGGAGAUGACAUUUUAGAUAUUUAUUGCAACAUGGCCACUACGGAAACUGACGCAUGUGGAGUUGGUGGAUGGACUCUGGCUAUGAAGAUUGAUGGAAAGAAGGUAUACGUUGUUCCAACAUUGCCCAUAAUAACAGUGCAUAAUAACAAUGCAAUCUGAACGAAGGACUCGAGUAUUUUAGUUAGACCACUGUAGUACACGGUAUAUCUAGGUCCGUAGCGGUAAUUAUCCGUCCGUCUUGUCUUGUUGAGACUAGGAAAGGCCGAUAUAGGAAUGAACACAGUUUCGCAGAUGAACAUCGAAGGCCGGGUGCCCAUGUGUUAAGUGGUAUAGCAAGGAUGUUUUACGCCUUUUUUGUCCAGGAAUCUUUUUAGUUUGCGCAGAAAACAUAAGCGCCGAUGAUAAGCGCCGUCAGAGCCUUUUGUCUUCAUCUCGUGAAAAAAGUGCGGAGGAAUCUCAUUAAGAUAACAUCAAGUGUUAUUUUUUUGGUUGUUAAACCGGUUUGACAGGUUUUAGGUUUGUUAUAUAUGGUCAUAAUUGAUUUUAAACUGGUUUGGAAGGUUUCUUUACUUUCCUAGUUACUUUUGAGCAAUGAUUAUUGAUGACUAUUCAGAUCUUCGCGAUAUUUUUUUUCAUAAUUAUAAAGGUUUAAAAUGGAUUCCGCUAUAGAAAAGGAUGGCACCCAACUUCAAAACAACAACUUUUGCACAUUCUAGGCUUUUAAACAAUAACAACAUGGCUUGAAGCUUUGUUGGUAAAUAUGGGCAAGUUAGCACUUAUGUUUCAUGGAAAAUUCCAUUGUAUCAAAGCUAUAAACGUUAGAAAGAAAAAUAUAGUUCAAAUGAGGCCUUUGACUGGUGAAAUUAAAAAUAAUAAUUAAAUUCCGAGCACCAGCGUCAUCAGGGAUAAGAAAAGUGUUUCGCGUGGUAAUAUACAUAAGAAAAAAUUGGUGUAAAGUAAAAUGUGUGAAAAGCGCAAGAAUGGGCGGAAUGUGUCAGAGGUAUAAAAAUAUAAAUUUGAAUAAAAUACAAAGAUCUGAUGAGCGAGUGUCACAGGACAAAGAGUCUCUUGAAAGGCAUAAUGAUAGUCUUCAAAACAAAAGGUCCGCAAAUUCGUUGCAUUCCUCACGGGAGUUUUGGGCUGUCUCAAUGCAAAUCGAGCAGCAAAAAAACAUGCUGGUUGACAAAAUCUCUCGAAAGACAUAAAUAAAUUCUAAAAAAAAGGUCUGCAAAUACGUUGCAUUCCUCACGGAAGCCUGAGGACUGGCUCAAUGUAAAUCGACCUGCGAAGAACAUGCUGGCUCUGAGAGAAUAUAACCCUAUGCGUUGAUCAACUACCGCUUAAAAUUCAAUUCACAAAGGAAAACAGAACACUGAAAACCCUGGUUCUGAGUCGAGAAGCGAACACGCUACCUCAAUGUAAAUCGAGCUGCAAAGAACAAGCUAGUUCUGACAAAAAUUUGAGCGUAAAACCUAUUCCAUGAUCAGCUGCUACUUUAAACACAAUUUAUAAAGCACACCAGAGCACUAAUUGCCCAGCUUUCAAACUAGAAAUCGUAUUAAAGCUUGCUCACCACAUAGGUCCUCUUGAACAGACAACGAACAGCUACACACUGAAUCACCCAAACUUGAACCACGAGUUGUAAAUACAAGACCAUGACGUCACUACCCAAAUAUGGGGUCUUACUUACACCCAAAUAUGGUCAAAAAUACAAAUGUUACAGGGUUACGCAGAAUUUGAGAGUUUUUGCCUACAUUGCGCGGCGUUAUAAUUCUGCCGCCGAGUCAACCUCGCUUCUUAGCUCGGUUGCCUCGUUGGCAAUUAGAAAAAUGUUAAAUGUUUUAUUCAUUUUCAAGAAGGAAUAGGCGGCAACUUCUCUGUCAUUUAGAAAUAAUGCACCGCAACUGAAUUAUGCAAGUUGCUUUUCAUACCGCUUUCAUUAUCUAUACCAUUGAAGACAACUUUUCUUCCUGGCUCCGGUUCACUGAUUCUUGGCGCGUAAUAUAUAAUGGCAAAAUCAAACCUUUGCAGCAAGUCAUUCACGCGGUCAUGGGUUCCUGACAUGGUAUAAAACCGCUAUGCUGGAGACGUACUGGGACAUGACAAAUAAAUUACCAUUUGAAAUUAUGAAUAACUAAUUGCGUCUUUUUGCUUUUUCUUGUGCCAGUGUUUCUCUUGCUCUCCAGCAUGAUGGUUUUGUACCACGUGAAUUACUAGCUAGAGAGGUACAUGUACCUUUUUCAGGCUUCUGAUUUUCGCUAGUUGAGGUAUAUGAAAGGGUAGGGAAUUUGGCUAUUUGGUGUAAAAGGAAACAAAAUGGCUAACAAGUGCAUUUCAUGGCUGUGGAAAAAAAAGGAGAUAACUUUCUGGUUUUGUAAUGCACUCAUAUUUAAAAGAAGGCGCGUUUACAGCAGUUAAAAGGAAAUCAAUGUAAAGAACUAGGCAUAUGAAACUGCCUUGCCAUUUGUCAAUAGAAGGUAUACGAAAGGCACCUACCCUGUCAAAAAUGGUUUGUAAAAAGGUAAGAGGUUGAACCUCAAAGCGGAGCCUACCCCUGGGGCUUUUAAGGUCGCGUUGAGCACCUAAUGCUCAUUGUUAUGCAUUUAUUUGACGAGAGUGCACGACGUACAACGACUGACAUCGACAAGUUCACGAGAUAAUCAUGACUGGGAUAAAAUAUGGGCACUUGAUUUAAGGUGUUCACGUGUGCACGUGUGACAUAGAGAAUCCACUUUUGUCAUGACACACUGGAGGGUUUGAUCAAAUCCUUUAUUUAUUGAAUUAAACAGUUCUGUCUUCCAUUCGAUCCGCAAACUUGGAUACCUAAAUUAAGUUAAGAUCGUCUGUUGGGUCAGACGUCGAACUUAGAAAGCGUCGAACCAAUCUGCGGAAUCAGAUCAGUAAUAAGUUUCCUCAAGAACGAUGCUCUGAUAUUUACAUUAUCGUACAAAGUCAGUUUAGUUUAGUUCGUCGCAUGUGAAGACCGACGUUUGUCCUGGAGACGAUCUUCAGACGUUCUAUCCGUCUGAAGUAUAGAACGAACGUGUAGGGACGAUCGAAACUUACAUUCAGACGAACUUAAUUGAGCUGGACGUCGAACUUUUCAUGAACUUAACUUACUAAAUUUGGUUCGUCUCAUGAAGAGUUCGACGUUAAGUUUUGGCUAAGCCUAAAUGUGGCUUAAAAAGCAUUGCCGUAAAACGCGAUCGCAAAAAAAAAAGAAACAAGCCUUCUAAACUUCCAUCAUUAUCUAAUGUCUCUGUAAAAGAUCAUCUAAAUCGCCUCUAAAACAGGCUGGAUAUAAGCGUUUUAAAACUUGUAGCAGAAACAAAACUUUCCUUAUGAAUGUAUUAAUGAAGUGGUGUUCCCUGCGGCCUUCACAUGACGUCAUCAAAAUUCAAACUAAACUUUUUAAUUUUGACUUUCAUUAAUUUCACUAGAUUAAAAGUAUGAUCUCCGAUCAUAGAUAUUUUGGUGCAUCAGCCGAAAUAUUUAUUGGGCUUGUGCCUUUAUGAAUCAAAAAUCAUAACUUUUCCUUUUAAACGAGUGUUUUAAAGUAUUCCUCCUUCUAUUACCAUCGCAGCAAACGUUUCACUACGAGGCCACCAUCUGGGACAACAACGAAACCUUUAACCCUUUUGGAGGGAAGACUGGGUUUGACGACCAUGAAACGAAGCUUCCCACCUACUGGAACACAUCCUUCUCCAAGAUCUGCCUCGGUAUGAAGAUCAACCAUCAGAUCAAGUUUAUUGUAAUUAACAAGCAGGCGAACUCCUUGUACUCUCUGAUCGCUGAUGGGCAAUACCGCAGCACCUCACUGGGUCGUGACGCGUGGAAGUCGCUGAUUAGUUCUGAAGCCUCCUUGCAGGUCAAUUGUAACAGGGAAGGAUUUAACGCCAAGUGUUACUGGAAUAAUCCUGCUAAAGCGAGAAUCGGCAUCCUUGGUAACAAUGAAAACAAAUGCGAUACCUGUGACUCCAGAAUCGGGUUUGGUACUGGUGGGCAUCCUGACGACACCAACACAUGUGGAAACGAAGCUAGUCACACCGGUAAUAAUGGUAACAAGCAAAUCAAGGCCAUAGGCUACAUCUUGGUGCAGUGA